ACAGGAUGGCUCUUAGGUGCCCGUGGGUCUGGCCUAUUCUCCUUUUAUUUCCUGCGCUUGUGAGAAGCAAAGACCAAGGUUCCUCCAGAUAUCCAGUAAAAAUAGCCAGCACUGAGGAGUUGCGCCAGUUCCUUGAGGACUCUGAAGUGGCAGUCAUUGGAUUUUUCAAGGAUGCUAAUGCCACUGGCACUGACCUGUUCAUGAAGGUAGCCUCAGAAUUGCCAGACUUGCCCUUUGCACUCUGCAGUGAAUCCGAUGUGUGGGAAAGGUACCACAUAAACAUCAGCACUGUUUCUAUUUUCAGAAAGGUGGACGACAAGCAUGAAGCUCUGGAGCUGCAUGAUGGGAGGACAGUGGAUGCAGAGGGGCUUCUGAGAUUUAUCAGGAUGAAUGAAUUGUAUUACCUAACAGAAUAUAAUGCAGUGACUGCCGUUGGUAUCUUUAAGUCAGAAGUGGUCAAUCACUUACUGUUGCUGGCUGACAAGAAAUCACCUGACUUCGCUCAUCUGAAAAAGACAUUUCGAGAUGCUGCUCCUAAAUAUCAAGGCCGGGUCUUGUUCGUACUGGUUGAUGCUACCCUCACUUCAAAUGCUCGAGUCCUGUCAUACUUUGGCCUGCAAUCAAAAGAUCUACCAGCAGUAGGUCUUUACAACACCAUAAAAGAUAAGAAGUGGCUGAUGCCUGCCGGAGAGAUCAGCAGAGAACGUGUGCAGGAAUUCUGCAACAAAGUCCUUGCUGAAUUAGAUGAAGCCUCUGAGAAAGACGAAACAGAAGCAAAAACAGAGCUUUAGAUGCCUUUGCCAUUUUAAAAGAUCGUGUCAUUUUUCUAAUGUUGAUUUCAGUAAUGUGUGUUUGCGCCUUUUAUAUACAAAAACAUGUUUAAGUGCUAAUUGCAGAAAAAUGAAAAAUGAUG
Messenger RNA from Polypterus senegalus (gray bichir), 913 nucleotides. Its product is annotated as endoplasmic reticulum resident protein 27. Gene Ontology annotation, cellular component: endoplasmic reticulum. The record is from RefSeq and is a predicted model, not a curated record. Bases 6 to 791 code for a protein of 261 amino acids. NCBI's taxonomy places the organism in Eukaryota, Metazoa, Chordata, Cladistia, Polypteriformes, Polypteridae. Gene Ontology annotation, biological process: protein folding; response to endoplasmic reticulum stress. The transcript has 7 exons.